Messenger RNA from Physcomitrium patens, 459 nucleotides. NCBI's taxonomy places the organism in Eukaryota, Viridiplantae, Streptophyta, Bryopsida, Funariales, Funariaceae. The record is from RefSeq and is a predicted model, not a curated record.
AUGACGAUUUUCGGUCACCAAGGUUUGGUGGCGGUACACGUGCAUGGUGACUUAGAGGUGGAUGUGGAGACGCAUCUACCAAGGCUCGGUGAUAUCACACCCCCUGCGAGAUGGGAAGGCAUUCAGUGCACCGAUUCGGGUCAUGUAGAUUCGAUCUCCGUGAAGAAUCUCGCAGGGGAUGUGAUAUCACCGAGCCUUGGUAGACUGCAGUUCGUUAGAAUCAUCGAUCUCGAGUCUGGGAAGCUGCGAGGACAGAUCCCUCCGGAGCUGGCAAAUUGCUCCCGGCUUGAGACCCUGAACCUCAUGAACAACGAGUUAUCCGAAGGGCUUCCGGGCGAGCUUGGAAAUUUGACUGCGUUGUCGAAAUUGCUGGUCUCCAGAAACAAGCUGGGGGGAGAGAUUCCCCGUUCGAUUGCAGCUAGUCCAAGCCUGUCUAUUUUCAACCUCAGUGCGAACUAA